Dothidotthia symphoricarpi CBS 119687 is the source of this 2200-nucleotide messenger RNA. RefSeq lists its product as uncharacterized. Gene Ontology annotation, biological process: DNA-templated transcription; positive regulation of transcription by RNA polymerase II. Lineage: Eukaryota; Fungi; Ascomycota; Dothideomycetes; Pleosporales; Dothidotthiaceae. The transcript is spliced from 5 exons. Gene Ontology annotation, molecular function: DNA-binding transcription factor activity, RNA polymerase II-specific; zinc ion binding; sequence-specific DNA binding. The coding region runs from base 37 to 2052 and encodes 671 amino acids. Gene Ontology annotation, cellular component: nucleus. The record is from RefSeq and is a predicted model, not a curated record.
GCGUCACCAGUCCCAUCACUUGUGUUGUCAUGAGAGAUGCCAAAAGUACCCCAUAAUCGAACUCGGGCAUCUAUUGGUAGAGCCGAAUCGUUAGGACAAGUGCAGAAAAAAGGCUCCAAGUCUGUCGCCUGUCAACGAUGCCAUUCACGGAAGGUCAAAUGCUCUGGAGAGCACCCGUGCUCGAAUUGCCGCGACGCCGAAAGACCAACUGAAUGCGAGUACCCUUCGCGUGACCGCAACAUCAAACUGAGCCAACAGUACGUAGAGGACCUCUUGAAAGAAAAUGAACGUUUACGCAACAACAAUGCGAACGUGACAUCCGCAUCUGAUGCUCCGCGUCUCGGAUCGUCUCAUAGUAACGCCGAGAAUCAAGAUGCGGUGCAAAAUCCACUCCUGGAAGAUCGCCCAUGGUUUCUUCCCAUGUCUUCUUCGGAUAUGCCCAUUCGCAUCGAUGAAGCUGCCGACGCUGCAUUCGCAACUAGGUUUCGUCAGACGUUGAUUACGGAGUCGAUUAGCCACCUCCCUCGAAUGAGUUAUGUAGGAGAUGAAUCGUUGCUGCGUCUCGCGGAACCUCACUAUUCCUUCCCAACUCCGGCUCGAGCAAGGUUCCUGGUCAAGGCGGCCUUAAAUACAGUAUGCCGGUACUAUCACAUAGUUCGCCAGAGUGUGGUACUAGAAGCUUUGGAAAAAGUUAUCGCUAAUGGUGGUGACGGCGAGAGACUCGUUGUCUGCAAACUCUUGGCACUUUUUGCACUUGGAGAGGCCUAUUCGACGAAGACUGCGGCUCAAGAGGCCACUUUUCCUGGGUUGGUAUACUAUGCGCAAGCACGGAAGAUGGUCACAAUGGCUGCUGAGAGGCCACAAAUGGAUACGCUUGAAAUUGCGCUUCUACUUGUCCUAUAUUCAUACGUUCUCAAUAGGCGACAUUCUGCAUACCUCUUUGCUAGCUCCGCAGUUAGGCUUGCAAUCAUCAUGGGCAUGCAGAUGAACGUUCCAGAACACCAAUACCGCAAUCGCCUGGCGAGAGAACAUCGGACGCGACUGUGGUGGACGGUCUACGUUUUAGACCGGACUUGCGCAUCGAAACUCGGUCUUCCGUCAUCCAUUGCUGACGAGGACAUCUUAGUAGAUCUUCCUAGCAGCGUCGGGCUAGAAGAUGACGCUCAAGUCGACUUCGGCGACGUUGACUAUAUUUUGCAGAGUGUUGAGCUGGCGAGACUCUCUGCGCAGUCCAUUCGCGCCAUAUACAGCAGAAGAAAACACUGCAGCCCGUUUUCUCAGAGAGUGCAGGUUUCUCUGAAGGAUCUUACGAAAUGGAUGGAAGCCCUACCUACCCAGUUACAUUUGGAGGAUAGUGAGAGAUGUACCACCCAGUCGAAUCACAUUGUUUAUCUUCACCUUACAUUCAACCAAUGUGUCAUUCUUGCUACUCGACCAAUUCUCCUUCAUGUGCUCCGCACUCACCGGCAAUCCUGGACAGAUCCUUCCAUCAACCCCAAAGCCGGUCUCCCAGACAGUGCGCUUGCACUAGCAGAGACGUGCAUACAAUGCUCUCGACACUCGUACCGUCUUCUCACUGAAGCAUGGGUUCAAGGUUCAUUUGCUAUAUUUGACUAUUUUAACAUGCAAUACCUGUUUUCGUCUGCUACGAUUCUCGCCAUAUCGAGCUUGCUAAGAUCCCCUCAAAGCCAAAGUGAUGGCGACAACUUCAAUAAUGCUGUAGAGCUUCUGCGCCAGCUCAAUCAGAGCGGCAACUACGGAGCGCACGAGUUCUGCAGGCAUAUUGAUGCUAUAGAACAAAGUAUUCAAAGUGUUUUGAAUAACAACUCCACUCAACGCAUAUCGCGCCUUCCGUCGGACCUGAACCAAGAGACCGUUUACUCGCUUGCCCGACCGACCAUGACAGCCGGUAUGGCGCUUGCUGAACCGUCGCUGCAGGAAUUUCUUGCCGACAAUGACCUGAACAUGCAGGGUUUCGAUAAUCAUACAUUCGAUGCGCUGCAGACUCCGUUUUGGCCCGAAAUAUGGGGCAAUGGAUGGGCAACAGGUUGAGACGUCCGACACAACCCUGUUGCCUAAUGGUGUUGGAAUCGAAUAAACAUUUUUCGAAUGUUGAUUGCGUUAGGCCGUCACUGAGGCCACGGUGCCUGUUUGGUGCUCUCUUGCGUAUCGUCCGCCCAUGCCUCCAUCGAAGAAGCAU